AUGGUGUGGGCCGCCGCGAAGGACACCUUGAUCGCGGGUUUUGACACCCGGGCCGAUCGCCAGCAGGUAUUGCGGAGCUUCAGGACGACGCAGCUCAGAGUUGGCUUGGAAACCUUGUCGCAUGCGGUGGCCCUGCGCGUCCUAUUGAAUCGAGCGCUCCCAACAUUGGAUGAUGUCGCGCGUUUGGAUGGACUGCUCGAACGCUUCAUGGAGAACCUGCCAGAGCACUUGCGGGAGAAGGCAUGGAUAGUUAAUGCCGAGAAGACCAUAGAUGUGGAAUUAUGA
Molecule: messenger RNA, 285 nt
Organism: Echinostoma caproni
Lineage: Eukaryota; Metazoa; Platyhelminthes; Trematoda; Plagiorchiida; Echinostomatidae
Source: the annotation of a GenBank genome assembly